CCCCAUCCCCCAAUGGCAUCCUCCUCUAGUUUCUUCAUUCCUGAAGCUUCGCAAAUCUUGAUAACUACAUCUCUCACGGCUCUCACUUCAUCUACACUGGCACCUCCAUUGAGUGCACCCCGCAAAUGUCCCUUUAGUUGAGGGUUCACCUUUAAAGCUUGGCAUCAGCAUUACAUAUGGCUUUAGUGCAGCGCCGUGGCUGCUCCAGAAACACACUUACAUCUUGGGGGAUGAGACUAGCAAUGAGUACGAAUGAAGUUUCGGCUGGUGUAAGCACAUCAGUGUUGCUGAGGACAUACCCAUAUGUCAACCUCGCCAGCAAGCCCAAGUCUGGUGCUCCUGACCGGUCUAGUUGGCCCAUUAUACGUCUGGAAAUCUUGCCAUAUAUGGCUUCGAAGAAGGCUUGUCCUCGCUCGAGCACUUGUGCUGGUGCAGUAUCGUGUAUGUCCCUAUGCCUGGGAGAUGUGCCCAUUCCUGGUUCGUCCAGUAGGUCUUCAGGGGUUGCAGACUUGAGGGACAUUAGAGCAUUAAUCGACUAUCCGAAAGUGUUAGCGCCGAAGUGAGUUCAUGAUACUCGUGGCCUGCCAACCUUGGGCAUGCCUCCGACGGCCGAAGCUUUCAAGAGGGCUUCUCUGAGACGUCUAGAGAUGCGUAACUGAUCGUCCCGGCUCGGAACACCGUUCCCAGAAGUGCCUGAACCCUCCCCUACGGCAUUCUUGAAAACCUCUGGCAGUUCGUCCGGCCUAUUGAGAGCUGAUAGAGUGGUAGCAGUGAUGAAGUACCAUGUAUUACGUGGUAGACCUGGUUGCUUUCGAAUCGCUGCGAGCAAUGCUGGCGUAAGAAUGGGCUUCAUCGUUGUCAUUAUGGUAUGCAAUAUCUAGGGAUGGGCCUACAAUAACGAAAAGCGCAUUCACAUCUCUUCAUUGACUCUAUCGCAACAUUUAACCCACAUCAGUCUCACUAAGCUGAGAACUCGUCUAGAUUUAGGGUAGCCACUUCUGAUCAGCCAUUAGUGCCUCUGAUAUUAUCAAUAACGGCAACCAAUGGCUACCUACACGGGGAAAUAUCGGCUUUACCUCAAGCAGAAUCACGUGCACAGGUCGGCCCCUGCGUCAUCGGUUGUGUGUCGCUCUGCUUAACGUGGCAUCAAGUCGUCGGCUGUUCUUUGAUACAGCGAAGUAAUUACAGCACAUUCACCAAAAGUAACGUAUCCGAAUCCAACUCAACCAUGGGGAUAGAGGAGUGAUCGGUUACUUUUUUUUUAAUUUUUUUUCUUUUUUCUAACAAGUACCCAAUUAUUACCCAUCGUUCAACUCCCAUGCCCAAGAUGCGACUUGGCUGGUAUGCUGGGGCCUCGACGGCCCUCGCGGGUGGUGUUGUCCUCUCGGCUUUCUAUCAGAGGGCUAACUUUUACUCGGCAAUGGUAUAUCUCGCUCAGAGCAACUUUUGUUUGUUGGUCUUGGUCAACUUUUCCUUCCUUGUCUAUAGCAGCUUCGUUUACGGUCUUACACGGAUGUUCUUUGGCCCUCUCCGCGCCGUCGAAGUCGAGCAACUAACCGAGCGUGCCUGGUUUGCGAUCACAGAGACAUGUCUAGCAAUGACCAUAUUCCGCGAAGAAAUAGGAGCCUGGUUUCUGGUUAUGUUUGCAGCUCUGGUGACAGGCAAGGUGUGGGGAUGGAUUGGUGAUGGGAGAGUUGAGGUCCUUGAGCAGCAGCCGCCUGCGAACCCUCGCUUGUUCCAUAUGCGACUCAGCGUGUCGCUCACGCUAAGCUUCAUCUACGAUAUCUACAUCCUCCGAUACACGAUCAAUACUGUUAUUCAACAAGCACGACCCAACAUGAUGGUCAUGUUUCUCUUCGAGUUUGCAGUCUUGGCCACCAGUUCAUGGCGGACGGCAGCCCGGUAUGCGCUGUCGUUGACGGAACAAAAUAUCCAGGAAGCGCAGAAACGUAAGCGACUGGCCGAAAGGAGACAAGAGGUCAGACAAGAACGUGAGGCUAUCAUUCGACGGCGUGAAAUGGCGGCCGCCGCUGGCGAGGAAGUUUCGGACGAGCCACUGCCCAGCGAGGACGAUAUCGAUGAAAUGGAUAUUGAAGUACCAGGUUGGUCUGCAAAGGGAGAGUUUGUACUCUGGCUGGACCUGAUCACAGACUUGGUUAAACUUGGUAUCUACAUCGUGUUCUUCUUCAUGCUUCUGGCUUUCUACGGACUGCCCAUUCAUAUUAUGAGGGAUCUUUUUAUGACAGCCCGGGAUUUCAUUAAGCGUCUGGGUGCUUUAUUGCGAUAUCGAAAAGCCAUUCAAGAGAUGAAUCGUUAUCCCGAUGCAACUCAGGAAGAGCUCGAACGCGAGGACACCUGCAUUAUCUGCCGUGAGGAGAUGCGACCCUGGGAUCCAGAGAACAACCCAGGCGCAAUGGAUAGAAUUCGACCCAAGAAGUUACCUUGCGGACACAUUUUGCAUCUCGGCUGCCUCAAGAGCUGGCUUGAGCGUCAGCAGGUUUGUCCUACUUGUCGAAGCCCUGUUACCCUUGGCGAGACAGCUCCUCGUGCUGGCCAGAACCGGGCUGCUGGUCUUCGAAUUGAGCUUGGAGGCAGGCGUCCAGCGAACCAACCAGCAGCAAACCCAGGAGAUGCUCCCGCUCAGGGGCAACUGAACGGAGGAGCACAACCUGAACAGAGGCCAGCUGGUCCUCGUAUCUUCAACAUUGGCCCUCUUCGAGUGGGGUUUGGCGCCAACGGACAACAAGUCAGAGAACUUGCGCAGCAAUUUGGCGUGCCACCAGCUGCUCCCAACCCUCAAGGGCUGGUUCCUCCAACACCGGGCGCUGGCACCCCUAUUGUUGCUGGGCAGGCUGCUCCUGCGACUCCCCUUCCUACUGGAGAUAACUUGCAGAAUGUUGGAAACUUGAUCAGUCAAGCAGACCAGCUGAUCCAACGUGAGAUGCAGUCGUUACAGCUUGCGCAUCAAGAAUUACAAACCAUCCAUCUUCUCCAGGCAGAGCUAUACCGUCUCAGACAGAGACAGCAACAUCCAGAACAACAACCAAAUAUACAGACACAGGCCAUACCUCCUACUGUGGUACCUCUUCCUCAACCCAUAAUUCCUCAGCAAUUCCCUAUGACGCCCCAGAUGUCUAUGCCUCCAGGUUUCCCCCAAUUCCCAGGCAUACCUCCGCGACAGCCUAGCCCCCUUAUGGCUCGCCAUGGUGCCCCUCUUAACGCCGUACCUAUCCCUGCUGGCAGUGCUGAGCUCCCAGAAGGCGUUGUCAUCCCUCCUGGCUGGUCUCUGCUUCCUCUACAGCGUCUCGAUGGCGGCCAAGCCUCGACGCAACCUUCGCCCCAGGUUGGCCCUCAGGCGACUGUCGCAGAUAACAUUAAUGUACCUCAGACAACGUCUACUGUGAGACAACCCUCGCCAAUUGGUAGCCGCACCCAGGAAGCUCAACCGGCUGAGAACCCCUCUUCGACUCCGACUGAACCGCGCCCCCCUCAACUUACACCACAGUUCACACGGGCGGUUGAACCACCCCAUGUUGUUGCGCCUAGCCCUCGCAUGCCCAAUUGGGGCGGUUCGGCUCAACUGUUUGGCAACGGAUCUCGUCUGGAUCAUGCUGACCCUGUCACGCAGAAUGAGCCUCAGGCUGAAGGAAGCUCAAACCAAACUGGCCCUGUUGAGGCUACGUCUCAGCCAAGUCCAACAGCUGAACAUACACCACAAGGCACCCCGCCAUCCCAUAGUGAUGAAGACGAGGCGUCUGAAAUCGACUUAAAGGAGAAGGGCAAGGCGAGAGCCGUAACUGUCGAGGAGGUCGAGGACGAGGAAAAUGUUAAGGACUAGUUGUGCCUUGCGUACCAAUAGGCAUUCUAUGCAUGUAUCACUUUUUACACCCAUCUCUGUUGGUCUAGUGAAGACCAAUUCUGCAUUUAAACUUCCCGAUUGCUAGCGGCAUGGAGUUCACAGGAGUUAUGUACUAUUUGUUCGCCUCAAUGGCAUGGAUGACAGAGAAGCUUCACCCCGAAAUAUAAGUUUGUUGAAGCCAGUAUUGUACAUCUGAAGCUUGGUAUGCAAGCUACCCAAAGUAAUCUGCAACUAUACAAGUAUGAGUAGACCAGAAAACACCUUUCCAUGAUUAAUGAGACCAGUCAAGGCACGCUGAUGAAUUGGCACAGAGCAUUGGUGAAUCAAAAGCAAGCAAACAUCAACGUAG
Messenger RNA from Fusarium verticillioides 7600, 4208 nucleotides. Its product is annotated as E3 ubiquitin-protein ligase synoviolin. Lineage: Eukaryota; Fungi; Ascomycota; Sordariomycetes; Hypocreales; Nectriaceae. The transcript is spliced from 4 exons. Gene Ontology annotation, cellular component: cytoplasm. The coding region runs from base 1319 to 3838 and encodes 839 amino acids. Gene Ontology annotation, molecular function: zinc ion binding. The record is from RefSeq and is a predicted model, not a curated record.